This is a messenger RNA of Tetrahymena thermophila SB210, 1065 nucleotides long. Its product is annotated as transmembrane protein, putative. NCBI's taxonomy places the organism in Eukaryota, Ciliophora, Oligohymenophorea, Hymenostomatida, Tetrahymenidae. The record is from RefSeq and is a predicted model, not a curated record. The transcript has a single exon.
AUGAUUUUAAACAAAAAAUUCUUGAAAAUGAUUAUUAGGAUAUAUCCCUGGCUGAUAGAAAUUAAAAUUUUAAUCAAUAAAUUUAAAUUUUUUCAAAACAAAGUAAUGAAGAAGUACAGUAAAUAUCUUAAGUUUCAAAACUAGAUAGAACUAUUUUUGAAGACAUAGAAAUAUUUGGAAAUUGUAACAAUAAAGUAAUUAUUUGCUUUAAUUAGUAGAAAGGAAUGCUUUUCGGGUUAGAUUAGCAUGCAAUACAUGAGAGAAUAAGAUAUGAAUAUUUUUGUAAUUAAUUCAAAGCAUCUGCUUUUUGCUUGUAAUACAAAUAAAGCAGAAAUGAAAUAGACUCUAAAUGCAUCAAUUUAUCAUAGCGAAAUAAAGAUAAGCAAUUUCCAUCUAUACUCUGGUUUGACCAAACAAGAACAAAUUGUUUAGAAUUAGAUGCUUAUAUUUUUUAAAGGCUUUAAAAGAAUGUUGAUAAGUUAAGUUAAUUCAAAAUAUAAGUUGUAAAAAUUUAAAAUAUUAAUUAAAAUAAAUUUGAAGUCUAUUUAUGGCCUUAGUUAUAUAUCCUUAAUAAGCCUAUUACUUAUGAUCUUAAAUUUAUAGAUUCAAUAUUAAACUCAGAGCUCGGUCAUAUACCUAAUACAAUUGAUGAAAUAAUAAUGUCUAAAGCAUGUAAGGGAGCGAUUAAAUUUAAUGAAGAACUCAAUUAAAAUUAGAUGGAUAUGUUAAUAAAAAAUAUUAAAUUAUGUGAGUUUCCUUUUUACUGUGUGCAUGGCAGAAGCUCAAUACAUCCAUUUUUUUCCUUAGAAAUACAAGACGUUUGCUAGAUCUAAAAAAAUUAUCAAAUUUGAAUUUUUAAUUGCAUACAGACAAACUUAAAUAAAUUUUCUUGAAUAAAAAAGAUUUUACAAAUAAGACAUUAAAUAUUAUUUUAACUUUUUAUUGCAGCAAUCAACAUAAAUCUUGUAAAAUUCGAAAAUAUUUUUAUAUAUUUAAGAGAAUUUUUUUAAAAUUAUAAUGAUUAUUGUUUAAAUUAAAAUUAUUUAUUUUUUCACCAACUUUUGA